AUGACUCUCACUCCUUUUAAGCCGAGGCUUAUAGCUUGGGGUGCAUCUGGAGUAGUCUACAAGGUCUCAGACCGCAUUGCCGUGAAGAGACGAGUCGUCGAUUGUGACGAAGGGUUUGACUUCGAGAAUGAGAUUCGCGUCUACGAUCUUCUCGAGAGCAACCCCAAUGUCCUUGUUUUUGACCUCCACAACCGGAUCAAGCAGCACCAAACUAACAAUCGGUCGAAAUCCUGGCAGGUUCUCCAUGUCGCUUAUCUACAUCCCCGAGACCUGAUUGUUAGAUGGGUGAGGCAACUGACGGAUGCUGUCGUUACGCUCGAGUCUCUUCGCCUCAUGGACGGUGGUAUUCGACCGCCAAACAUCUUUGUUGACAGCAAUGAAUCUGUUAAGCUUAUCGACUUCGGUUUUACGGCGCCAACUGGAAAUGACGACCCGGGCAUACAGUCGUCUUACAGUAGGUUGCUUCGGCAAGAAGCAGAACCUGAUCACUGGAUCUGGGGGAGUUAUACUCCACAAGCCGAAAAACGAUUUGAGCUGGGUUCAAUUUUCUACCUUUUGACCCGCGAUUACGAACCCUACGAAAAUGAAUGGUUCGGCCGCGAUCAUGGACCGAUCACUAUAGAGCUUCUUCAGGCUGUGAGAUUUCCUGCGCUGGACGGAAGGAAUAUUGAUUCAAUCAUACGGGAAUGCUGGAAUGGAGAAUAUUCGUCUAUGAAAGCAUUGAAAAUUGACACCUUGCAGCUCGCUCAAGAUGAGCCUCUUCCUAUUCCGCGCGUCGUGGACACGAGAGAGUAUGAGGCAACGCAGAAGGAGUGCGAGCAGCGGGUCAAAGAUGGGAUCCUAGAGUCAACUGAAUGGCAGACUCCUCGUCAAUUCAUGGGAUAUGAUCGCGUUAGUAACACGCCAUGUGAGGAUAGUUAG
This is a messenger RNA of Letharia columbiana, 921 nucleotides long. RefSeq lists its product as uncharacterized. Gene Ontology annotation, molecular function: ATP binding; protein kinase activity. The record is from RefSeq and is a predicted model, not a curated record. The transcript is spliced from 2 exons. Lineage: Eukaryota; Fungi; Ascomycota; Lecanoromycetes; Lecanorales; Parmeliaceae. Gene Ontology annotation, biological process: protein phosphorylation. The coding region runs from base 1 to 921 and encodes 306 amino acids.